Molecule: messenger RNA, 1266 nt
Organism: Suillus clintonianus
Lineage: Eukaryota; Fungi; Basidiomycota; Agaricomycetes; Boletales; Suillaceae
Exons: 6
Coding region: 62-1009 (315 amino acids)
Source: RefSeq, a predicted model, not a curated record
ACAGCUUGAUCCAGUACCAUACUCUUCAUCAGACUACCCAUUAAAAACCAUACCGCACGAAAUGAAUGAAGCAACCCUCUCUCACGUACCUCACUCAUACAACAACCCAAUCCCAGCCAUGGAUGAAACCACACUUCGCAAGCUCUCCCGCGUACAGCUGCAAAAGCUAGCCAAGGAGCACAAAGUGAAAGCGAAUAUGAAGAGCGUGGUGAUCAUCAGAGAGUUAGUGAAACUCUACGAGGUUGUUCCGCUAAUUCAAGACGAAGACAGCGAAGAACCUCCAAGAAAGAAGUCUAGAAUAAGGGGAGAGAGUCCCUCAGCUGCUGGGCCUUUAACAGCAACCAUAGACUUACCGAUGAGUACAAUCGUUGAACGUCACAUCAUCCAGGAAGAUGCCACUCCACCCGGUCUGAUUCUCGCAGCCGGAAAAGCUGCUGGCAGCCCUGCUAAAAAUAUAGCAGAAAAGUCGCCGAGCCUUUCACCGAUACUGGAAAGUCACGCUGGGAACCCGGCUGCGGAAUAUGACUCCAGUGAUUCGGAUUCCAGCCUGUCCUACGCAAGUCCGGGGCAGGAGGAAUACCACAAAUCCCCCGUCAGCUCGCGUGCGGGAACGCCCCCGCCUGAAGAACCACAAAUGCUGGACAGGGCUGUGAAAAUCAUGAAUCAGAUCACAGCUGACGACCAACGCGUUCUCGUCCAGAUCGCUGCUCUCCGCCAGCGAGCAGCAACGCUUAAGCAGGAGGCGAAAAAUGUGAGGGACGUCGUACGCGCAGAGAAGGGGCAACGUGUAAUAUUAGAGGCAUUAUUCGCGCAGAUUUCGCCCGAGUGGCCAAAAGAUUGGCUAUACGAAGAAGGCGAGGAGGAUCAGCUACGGACAGAGCAGGUGUUGAAGGCUAUGAAACCAACGCUACCGUCAACAGGCCCACUCACUUUGUCUUUCGACGGAAAACUUGACGCACCGGACUCACAUAUGGCGUUGAAACGUCGUCAGCUGCAGCCGCGUAAGUAAGCUCGUGAGCAGGAGAAUGGGGCAGCUGCCCUUGCUACAGAAGUCGAGCAGACAAGUGAACGUGCCAAUCACCUGCCUUCGCCGCAGAAUGGAAGAGCGGCAAAACGAAAAAAUUGCGCCUAAAGUAUCUGCGAUUACUAUAAAAAAUACUUUUGUAUCCCGUCUUCAGUCGUUGAAUUGGUGUGCGGUUAAGCGGCACUGGUAGUCAGGCUAAUUUCCUUGUGGUGGAAGUUUUAACAUAUCAUCAUGAUAGUGAC